Messenger RNA from Lactuca virosa, 537 nucleotides. The record is from the annotation of a GenBank genome assembly. NCBI's taxonomy places the organism in Eukaryota, Viridiplantae, Streptophyta, Magnoliopsida, Asterales, Asteraceae.
UCUUCAUACAAAGUCCACAUGCAACAACAUUCGCUGACAUUAAUUCAAUCUAGAAUCCCAAAAUAAAUUCCACCGUCUAUUUGGGCACAACGUUUAUGACUACAACUUCCCUAUCAUUAAAUCGGCUUCAUAGUUCAUACUACACUUCAAAUCGUCAUCUGAUUUCAGUUUUAGACCAAACCCACUUGAAAUCUUUGCUGGUCUUAAUACAGUAGCAAUCCAACCCUCUUUCCCAGUACACUUGUUUUUUUUUAUUCAUGUUGUUCUUCAUGAUUUUAAGGUGGGUUCGUCUCAAAUUCAUCUGGGUUGUGAAGAUUGGAAGCGAAUAGUUGUGGAAUGGCUACUGUAUCAUCUUUGACCAAGGGUGUGAGAAGAACAGGGGCAAGAAAUAAGUCCCAAUUGGAGUGGCCUUCACCUGAUUCAAACACAAAUUUCAGUUCCAGAAAAGGGAGUAAUCAGGGAGAUAGUGAUUCUGAGUUCACUUUAUUCACUUCAUCCAUGCAUGGUUCGAACGUCCAGUGCAACAUCUUCGAUUGA